This is a messenger RNA of Podospora pseudocomata, 1224 nucleotides long. RefSeq lists its product as uncharacterized. The coding region runs from base 1 to 1224 and encodes 407 amino acids. NCBI's taxonomy places the organism in Eukaryota, Fungi, Ascomycota, Sordariomycetes, Sordariales, Podosporaceae. The transcript has 2 exons. The record is from RefSeq and is a predicted model, not a curated record.
AUGGCCACCUUUCAUAACCCUAAUGUAGUACCCGACAACAGCCUCCUGUGCCAGAUAUUCGGCAAAAACGUGCUUUUAAGGCUGGCCACCGUACGCCAGGACGGGGAUCGUUGCGUCUUCAAAGCCUUAGUACUAAAAAAGCUUGACCAUGGCCAGAAUUCAUGCUUUGUGCGCCUCCGGGCUCUGGACAAGCCGGCACCCUCGUUUUACACGGUUGCUGCUAUGCAAAAAAUAGCCGCAUCUUGCAUCAAACACCUUGUUCCAGCAACCAUCAAAAUCGGUGAGGCAACCAAUGACCAAGCAAGAAAGUUCCAGUUUUGGGUCAUGGAACUUGACAAAGGAAUUGCCCUGGACAACAUCUGGGAAAAGAUGAACCAUGAGAAUCGGAAGUCUGUGGUCAAGAACCUGGUCGAGGUGCUCUUUUCACUUCAAUCUUUGAAGAUCUCAGACUACAAAGUCCAGAACACCCUCCAGGAAUCACUCGGCGAGCACAGAAAGGAAGAACUUACGGAGGCUGCCAAGGCUUCCUUCGGGGGCCCAUUGUCGGGAUUCCUGGAAACAGAGGCCUUUUUCAUGGCCUUUCUCUUGCGAGUGUUUGGCUUUGACCAGCCAUUCAAGAACAUCUUCGUAAACCGAUUUAACAGCAUGAAGCCUGUGUCUGAUCCGGCCGGCAUUGUGCUGGAAUUUGCGGCAAAACAUGUGGACUCGUUCAGAAUCAACGAUGAUGAUAUGCGGAAGUUCCAAGAGGCUGUUUUCUGCCUCAACGACAUUAGGCCUCAGAACAUCAUGGUCCUAGGGGUUGAAACCGAUGAUGGACGAGUGAAAUACGAGCUCACUGGUCUCGUGGAGCGGGCAUGGGCUGGUUUCUUUCCCCCCUCAUUUCAGCUGAGUUUGCAAGACUCAUUGGUGGGUGUUACAAACCGCCAUCUUUCCUUCUACUUACUUUUGAAACAAGAACUCACUGGAUUUCUCCCUCGAACCCCGCCACAUAUGUCGUUGGCGAGGGCCAUGUUCCACCUCUUGGAGGCCCAGCAAGUGAAGAAGUUGGCUGAGGCCGAUAUGGAAGCUCAAAUUCGCAAACGGUACAUGGCCGUGAUGCGGGUAUCCCGGGACAAGGAUCCGUAUGUUGGAUGGAAAUAUGACGUCGAAGGACCAAUUCCGGAGGUGUCGGCUGAAGCUUUUGACAGGAUGGAGAUCGAUGCUGUUAAUAGCAUGUGGGACUAG